Molecule: messenger RNA, 810 nt
Organism: Amoebophrya sp. A25
Lineage: Eukaryota; Dinophyceae; Syndiniales; Amoebophryaceae
Source: the annotation of a GenBank genome assembly
AACGAGAACAGUUGCGCCACCAGAUGGACACUGCUUCAUCCUCGACGAUGAGGAGGAGUCGAUCUCUAGGUGGAUACGGAGGUAGGGGUCGCGGAGCACUUGGCCCCAAGCCCGCUUUGCUUGAAACGACGUCAACAAUUAUAAGAACACUUAGUCCUCCUCGCGGUCUGUUUCUCAUGCCACCACAGAAACUACAACUAAAGAGUUCAAGUUCUACGGUGGCACACGGACACCAGGAGACACCACUUGCACUUGAAGAACAAGCAUCUCAAUGUCUGUAUCCACCAGCAAUAGCCUUCCAACAACGCAACGCGAGUAAUGCAUCUACAGCAGCGCCUCCACCGGAAGCAUCACCUGUAGAAACUGCGAUGGACACCGCGAUGGACAGUCCUCUGGAACAACAACAGUUCUAUUUGCAGCAAAUACAGCAAACGAAUGCGGAGCUCAGCGUUGAAGUGGGAGGUGGAGAAGUAGGUCCACGAGGAAGACUAGGACAGCGCGUCCAGCUUUUUCCCCCACCCACGUUGCUGUCUACUACGACAUCAGGUGGCUUCCGGUCUGGCGGCAGUUCAGUCAACUUGAGCCGUGUCAACUCAUGGGUACCGUAUCAACAUCAGCAACAUCAGCACGCGAGCAUGUCCUCGGCUCAACAGCAACAUCAUCAAAAUCAGAUGCAACUGCAGCAGUAUGAAAAUCAACUGAGGGGACAAAAGCAGGUGUCUCACACUAAGAAAGUAGACUCACAACUACCACCUCCGUGCAUGGGAAGCCCCACCAGAAGUCUAGAUCUUGCCUUGAAACUACUGAAGA